AUGAACUUUUAUAAAUUAAAAAAAAAAGGAGAGGAAGAUUAUAAUAAAUAUAUAAGUAAUAAAGAAAAAAAGAAAAAGGUUGAUAAAAAUUUUUUAUAUGAAGAUGAAUAUAUACAUAUUAAGAAAUCAAGAGAUCGAAAAAGUGAGGUAUCAAUAAAUGAUGGUGAGUAUGAAUUAAAAAAAAAAAAAAAUUCAUAUUUAUAUGAAAAUAAAUAUAAUGAUAAUAAUAUGAUGGGAAUAAAUAAUAUGAAUAAUAAAAUAUAUAAAGAUAAAAUGAAUAAACAUAUAUCUAAUCAUAAAAAAAAUCAUAAUAGAAAUAUUCAUAAAGAUAAUAAUGAAGAAUCUAAUUCAGAAGGAUUUCUUUGGAGCUACAUGAAAAAUAUUUAUUCUUCUGUUAGCACAGCUGUUAAAAAUAAUAUUUUUACAAAUGAUAAAAAAAAUAAUAUAAAUGAUAUAUCUUCUUUUAAAACAAAAUCGAUAUCUAAUAAUUCAAGAUUAAUUGAUAAAAAUGUAAAAAAAAAUAAAAAUAAUAGAGAUUUACAUAUUAAUGAAUAUAAAUAUGAUUAUGUACAAGAAAAAUUUAAAGAUAAUAUUUCAUCAUUUCAUAAAAGACAUGAAAAAAAUUAUAAAAAAAUAUAUGAACAUAAUUAUAAUGAUGAGGAAGAAGAUGAUGAAGAUGAAGAAAAAGAAGAAGAAUAUGAUGAGAAGGGGAAAAAAAAAGAAAUACAAAAAAAAAAAAAAAAAAAAAAAGAUCAUAAUAUAUAUUAUGAUUUAUCAGAGAAUGAUUUAAAUUUUUUAUUUAAAUCUGAUAAUGACGAUUAUAAUAAUAAUAAUAAUAUAAAAUAUGAAAAUAAUUUAAUUCAUAUGAAUACUGUAAAGAAAGAUGAAAAAGUAAUGAAUACAUUAUAUAAUGAUAUACUUCAUGUUACUGAUGAGAAUAUAUAUAUGGAUCAUAAUAAAAAAAAAAAAAGUCAAAUUAUAAAUAAAAAUAUUUAUCAUGAUAAUAUUAUUGAACAUGAUAAGUCUAAACAAAAGAAUGGACAUGAUGAGGACAACUUUUUUUUUAAUAAUAGGAAAAGUCAUUUGAAUGUUCAAAAAGGUGUAAGACAAAAAGGAUAUCACGAUAAUAAAAAUAUAUAUGACAAUAAUAGUAAUAAUAAUAAAAAAAAUUAUAGUAAUAAUAAUAAUGAUGUACAUUCCUUUUUUAAUAAAAAGGAUGGACAUACAUCAACCAAUUUAUAUAAUAUAAAUAUAAAUGAUAAAAAUGAUUUCUUCCUACACUCUUCAGAUGAAGAACAGGAAAAGAAAUAUACAAAGAAUUUAGAAAUAAAAAAAGAAAAAACUAACAACCAUGUUAUAUUAUCAAAUAAGAAUUCUGAUGAAAGAAAAAGUAUGGAUCAUAUGAAACAUUCAAAGAGUAGUGUUAGAAAUAUAAAUAUUGUCAACAAUGAUCAUAAUAGAGAAGACGAAAUGAUAUUCAAAACACAUACACAGAAUCAUAAUUCUACAGAAAAAUUAUAUUAUGAAAAUAUUUUUGAAGAAAUUAAUAAAGACACAAACGUUUUACAACAUGUUAAAGAAAAUACAUCAUCUAAUGUAAAAACAAAUAUUGUUAAAGAUAAAAAUGAAAAAAUUAAUAAUAUAGAUAAUAUAGAUAAUAUAGAUAAUCAUAUAAAAAAUAAAAAUAGUGAUAUACAAAACGAUAAAGAAUUACAUGUAGAAUAUGAUAUGUCUUCUAAUUUAUGUGAUAAAAAUAAUUUUUUAAAUACGACCACACCUAUAACAGAUAACGGUUCUAAUGAUGUUUAUAAUAUUAAUAGUAAUAAUCAUUCCAAAAUUUUAAACAAAGAAGAUGUUUUUAAUGAUGACACCAUUAAAGAUAAUGAUGAAUUAAAAAAAUUAAGAUAUGAAUAUAAAAACUUAAUUAAUAUAAUUGAUUCAUUUAUUGAUGAAACUUUAAAUUCUGAUGUACAUAAAAAUUCUCCUGUUUAUAAAGAAAAUGUAAAUAAAAAAAAUGACAAAAUAUAUAUUACAAAUAAGGAUGAUUUUUUAAAUGAUAAAAAUAAUUAUAAUGAUGAUGAUGUAUACAAUAGUUUCGAUGAUGAUUAUGAAAAUAGUAUGAAAUUAAUUGAGGAUACAUCAUCAGAAGAUAAAAAUAAAUAUGUUAUCUUAAAAUAUGACGAAGAUUCAUUAAUUGAAGCAUUAGAGAAAUUACGAAUUGAUAAAAAAAAAAUAAAUAAUAAAUUAAUAAAAUUAAAAGAUAAAUAUCAAGAAGAUAUAGAAAGAGAUGAAUUUGAUGAUGACAAAAAAAAAAAAAAAAUUGAUAAAAAUAUUUUUUUUAAAUGUAGUAAAAAAGAAUAUUAUGAAAAAGCUAUAAUUAUAUUAAAUGAAAAAAUUGAAAAUCGAGUUUUAAUUGAAAAAUUUAAUGUACCUUUAUUAUAUUCACAAAUUAAAUGUCUUAUAGAUACAAGAUGGUUAAAUGAUGAAAUAAUUAAUUUCUAUCUAAGUAUGUUACAAGAAUAUAAUGAACAAUAUAUAAAAAAUAAUUCUCUUACAUUUAUACCCAAAAUUUUUACAUUUAGUACUUUUUUUUUCCAAUCUUUAAAUUUUAAUGGAUCAUAUAAUUAUAGUAAAGUAUCUAGAUGGACAAAAAGAAAACAAGUUGAUAUAUUCUCUUUUGAUUUAAUACUUAUACCUUUACAUGUCGGAGGAAACCAUUGGACUCUUGGUUCUAUUCAUAUGAAAGAUAAAAAAAUAUGUUUGUAUGAUUCUUUGAAUGGAUCAAAUAAAAAAUUCUUUGAAUAUAUGAAAAGAUAUAUAGUUGACGAAAUGAAGGAUAAAAAGCAAAAAGAUUUGGACAUAUCCUUAUGGGCAUAUAGCAAAGAGGGUUUUUCUGAGAAAGGAAUUCCUCAUCAGGAAAAUGGAUACGAUUGUGGUGUGUUUACAUGUAUGUUUGCAAAGUGUUUAAGUUUUAAUCGAGAAUUUGAUUUUAAUCAAAGAGAUAUAAAGGACAUUCGAUUAAAAAUGGCUUAUGAAAUAUCUCAAGGUUGUUUAGUAUUUUAA
Molecule: messenger RNA, 3063 nt
Organism: Plasmodium adleri (nom. inval.)
Lineage: Eukaryota; Apicomplexa; Aconoidasida; Haemosporida; Plasmodiidae
Product: sentrin-specific protease 1
Exons: 3
Coding region: 1-3063 (1020 amino acids)
Biological process (GO): proteolysis
Molecular function (GO): cysteine-type peptidase activity
Source: RefSeq, a predicted model, not a curated record